Humulus lupulus (European hop) is the source of this 938-nucleotide messenger RNA. RefSeq lists its product as uncharacterized. Lineage: Eukaryota; Viridiplantae; Streptophyta; Magnoliopsida; Rosales; Cannabaceae. The record is from RefSeq and is a predicted model, not a curated record. The transcript has 3 exons. Bases 193 to 738 code for a protein of 181 amino acids.
UAAUUGCGAUCACAAAGCCUAGGGACAGGUCUGGCCUGGUCCUAAUGUCCUGUUUAAAUAGUUGGUGGAACAACUACAAACCAAUUCAUAUGAAUAAGCGGUUUCACUGUAUAUACGCCCAUAGUUUCAGCUCAUUUUAUUAAUUAACUACUUUCUUAGUUUACUCAUCAAACAUUCAAACCAAACAUCAUCAUGGUGGAGCAGUGGACUACGACGGCGACUAAGCCAAGCCGAAGCGACGACGUUUUGGACCCAGAUCAGCAGCUGAAGAUCGCCGAGCAAGUGAGAGCUCAGUUCGAUUCCAUGGCCCCCAAAAGACCAUCCAAGCCCAACAGAAGCGAACCCGAUCUGUCGUCACCAACCCCUCUUGAUCACCACGCCAUAACCAUUCCCGAACUCCACAAGUUUCAGUCUCUUCAGCAGUCUCAAUCUCAGGUAGUGCUUUCUACGGAAGGAGCUCCAGCAGCGGCGGCGGAGGAAGAGUUUGUCGAGACUGAGUACUACACAGAACUGGGUUCCAUCGAUAAACAGCAUCACACGACCGGAACUGGGUUUAUAAAGGUGAUGAGAGAUCAAGAAGGAGAAAAAGGGUACGGUGAUUUGGGUCCGGUUGGUACGGUGGUGCCUCCGGUUGUUACUAGAAGCAAUCCGGCGACCAAUGAUUGGAUUCCGAACAUGGAUGCAGAUCGGAUUUUUAUCACAUCAAAACCAAAUCGGAGUGAGAGUGAGAGCUCUUAGAUCUGCAUACAGAGAAAAAGAUACCAUCUUGGCUUGAUUUUAACGGUACCAACUUUUUGAGAAAAACAUGUUUUUGAUGUCAUUUUCUUUGAUUAAAAAAAAAGAAAAGAAGAAGAAGAAGAUAUAUUAGAUAAGGAUGCGUUUGAUUGAAGCUUGAAUAUUUUAAUGUUACGUAUUAAAAUAAAAAUGGCUUUUGGACU